AAUAUAUUUUAUCUUACAGUUGAAGCAUGCAAAAAGCACAAUAUAAACAGAAACAAAAAAAAAUGCUUAAUGAAACGAUACAAUCAAACUAGUAACUUGAAGUCAAAUAAUAGAGUAAAUACUGGUGAAAAGUCAUAUUCUUGUAAAGAAUGUGGUAAGAUCUUCAAUCGAUCCGAUAUCUUGCAGAGACACUAUAUAAUACAUACUGAUGGAAAGCCAUAUUCUUGUGAAGAUUGUGGUAAGAGCUUCAGUCAAUCUCGUUAUUUGAAGAUCCACAAUAGAAUACAUACUGGUGAGAAGCCAUAUUCUUGUUAUAUAUGUGGUAAAAGUUUCAUUCAAUAUGCCAAUUUAAAAUCACACCAUGGAAUACAUACCGGUGAAAAGCCAUAUUCUUGUAUAGAAUGUGGUAAGCGCUUCAGUCAAUCUCGUAAUUUGAAGAUUCACAAUAGAAUACAUACUGGUGAGAAGCCAUAUUCAUGUAAAGAAUGUGGUAAGAGCUUCAUUCAAUAUGCCAAUUUAAAAUCACACCAUGGAAUACAUACUGAUGAAAAGCCAUAUUCUUGUAAAGAAUGUGGUAAAAGCUUCAGUCACUCUUGUAAUUUGAAGAGGCACAGUAUAAUACAUACUGGUGCAAAGCCAUAUGCUUGUAAGGAAUGUGAUAAGUGCUUCAAUCGACCUGGUGAUUUGACGAGACACAAUAGAAUACAUACUGGUGAAAAGCUAUAUACUUGUAAAGAAUGUGGUAAGAGCUUCAGUCACUCUCGUUAUUUGAAGAGACACAAUUUAAUACAUACUGGUGCAAAGCCAUAUUCUUGUAAUGAAUGUGGUAAGUGCUUCAAUCGAUCUGGUGAUUUGACAAGACACAAUAGAAUACAUACUGGUGAAAAGCCAUAUUUUUGUAAUGAAUGUGAUAAGAGCUUCAGUCGAUCGGAUGAUUUGAAGAAACACAAUAGAAUACAUACUGGUGAAACAAAAUAUUCUUGUAAUGAUGUGAUUUGAGUUUCAAUCUCCAUUCUACUGUAUUUCUGUGCUUAGAAUUCUAGUAGAAGUGUACUGGUCACAUAAUAUCAACACUAAGACGGAUCAUCUCUUAGGCUA
Leptidea sinapis is the source of this 1098-nucleotide messenger RNA. Its product is annotated as zinc finger protein 85-like. The record is from RefSeq and is a predicted model, not a curated record. Gene Ontology annotation, cellular component: nucleus. Lineage: Eukaryota; Metazoa; Arthropoda; Insecta; Lepidoptera; Pieridae. Gene Ontology annotation, biological process: regulation of transcription by RNA polymerase II. Gene Ontology annotation, molecular function: RNA polymerase II cis-regulatory region sequence-specific DNA binding; DNA-binding transcription activator activity, RNA polymerase II-specific. The transcript has a single exon. Bases 70 to 999 code for a protein of 309 amino acids.